AAAUUUUUCAACGGUACGAGGCCCGCGGCGGGCUUGCGGGAGCUGGGGUGGCUGGGCUGACGCCACUCCCGGCGAGCUGAGCUGAGAAGGUGACCUAUUGGGAGAAUUGAUACAAAUUCUGGGAAAAAUCCGCUCUUCUGCACUAAGAGAACAAUGUCGCAUGUUAAAACUUCUUACACCUUUGACGCUCCCACCGAGUUCAUCAAUUUUACAUCUUUGGAUGAUGAGGAAGAUAGUGAAAAUGUAGAUUUGUGGUUUGAGGAGAAGGCCAAUUUGGAGAAUAAAUUUCCUGGGAAGAAUGGGAUUGGAGAACUUCCACUCUGCAAAACUGCUUUGAGAAAAACUAAUCUUCAGCAAGCAGGUGUCACACCUUUGAGAACAGUUGAUAACACUUAUAAAGAGGCAGAAAAAGAAAAUAUUUUGGAACAAUCUGUGCCUUCAAAAGAAGUUGAGGGAGUCAUUUUAAAAAAUACUCCAACUCAGCCUCAGAGAAGGUCUAUUAGACUGUCUGCUCAGAAGGAUUUGGAACAAAAAGAAAAACAUAAUGUAAGAAUGAAAGCUAAGAGAUGUGCCACUCCUAGAACUGUCAGUGAAAUCCCACCUUCCAAAAAAAUGAAAGUUUCAAAUAACAAGACAGAGGAAGAAGGCAGUGCCCGUAAAGAUGUUUCUGGAAAGAAGGAAUCUUCUAAAGGCAGUAGACAUACUUUACCUUGUAUACCACCUACAAGGCAGAAGGUUCUAAAAAGUACUGAGGAGCAAGAAUUGGAAAAGAGAAUGAAGAUGCAGCAGGAAGUGAUUGAGAUGCGGAAAAAGAAUGAAGAAUUCAAAAAACUCGCCCUUGCAGGAGCAGGGCAACCUGUGAAAAAACCAGUGAUCCAGACAACCAAAUCAGUUGACUUCCACUUCCACACAAAUGAGCGAAUCAAACAACAGCCUAAGAACCAGGAGGAAUAUAAGGAAGUGGACUUUACGUCUGAACUACGAAAGCAUCCCCCAUCUCCUGCACGAGUGACUAGGGGUUGUACUAUCAUCAAGCCUUUCAACCUGUCCCAAGGAAAGAAAAGAACAUUUGAUGAAGCAGCUUCUACAUAUGUGCCCCUUGCGCAGCAGGUGGAAGCCUUCCAUAAACGAACCCCUAACAGAUACCAUCUGAGGAGCAAAAAGGAGGAUAUUAACCCGUUACCCUCCAAGCCUUCUGUGAUCAAGCUCUCCAGAGACCCACAGACUCCUGUCCUACAAACCAAGCACCGAACAAGGCCGAUUGCCUACAAAAGCGCAGCAGAGCAGGAGGCUGAGGAGCUCGAGAAACUGCAACAAUACAAAUUCAAAGCACGAGAAAUUGAUCCCAGAAUUCUUGAAGGUGGGCCCAUCUUGCCCAAGAAGCCACCUGUGAAACCAUCCACUCAGCCUAUUGGUUUUGAUUUGGAAAUUGAGAAGAGAAUCCAGGAGCGAGAAUCAAAGAAGAAAUCAGAGGAUGAGCAAUUUGAGUUUCAUUCUAGACCUUGCCCUACUAAGAUAUUGGAAGAUGUUGUGGGUGUUCCUGAAAAGAAGGUGCUUCCAAUCACUGUGCCCAAGUCACCAGCGUUUGCACUCAAGAACAGAAUCCGAAUGCCCGCCAAAGAAGAUGAGGAAGAAGACGAACCAGUGGUAAUAAAAGCUCAGCCUGUGCCCCAUUAUGGAGUGCCUUUUAAGCCCCAGAUGCCAGAGGCAAGAACUGUGGAAAUAUGCCCUUUCUCCUUUGACUCUCGUGACAAAGAACGACAGUUGCAGAAGGAGAAGAAAAUAAAAGAACUGCAGAAAGGAGAAGUUCCCAAGUUCAAAGCACAUCCCUUGCCUCAUUUUGACACCAUUAACCUGCCAGAGAAGAAGGUCAAGAGUGUGACGCAAAUUGAACCUUUCUGCCUGGAGACUGACAGAAGAGGCGCUGUGAAGGCACAGAACUGGAAGCACCAGUUGGAGGAAGAACUGAAACAGCAAAAGGAAGCAGCUUGCUUCAAGGCUCGUCCAAACACUGUCACCUCACAGGAGCCCUUUGUGCCCAAGAAAGAGAAAAGGCCAGCUGCUGAGGACCUUUCUGGUUCUGUAGUUCAGGAACCAUUUCAGCUGGCCACUGAAAAGAGAGCAAAGGAGCGGCAGGAGCUGGAGAAGAGGAUGGCUGAAGUUGAGGCACUCAAGCUCCAGCAGCUGGAGGAAGCCAGACAGCAGGAGGAGGAGCAGAAGAAGGAGGAACUCAUACAGCUGCGGAAAGAACUGGUACACAAGGCAAAUCCAAUUCGCAAGUACCAGAGUGUAGAGAUAAAGUCAAGUGACCAGCCUCUGACUGUGCCUGUGUCUCCCAAGUUCUCCACUCGAUUCCACUGCUGAGCUCAGCUGGGACCUGCAGAUGCCACCUGGCAGCUGGAGCUGCUUUGAGCAUCAACCCAGGAGCCUUUGUCCUUGAUGCUGGGAGUGGGGAGCUCGCCUCUCCAGACCUUAACUGCUUGGGCCAAACAGAACUUACAUGACUGACAACUGUGGGUUCUGGUUAAGAAUUGUUUUCUUACAUUUUUGAGGCUAUUAAUGAGACUCAGUGCAUAUGUGUCUUGAUAGACUCCAUGUAGUUAUUUCCUUUAAGCCAUUAACAUGAGUGUUGACUCUCACUAGAAUUUCAUGUCUCUGUGAUAGUACAGUGCGGUCUUUAUGUCUCCUUACCCCUUUUUAUAUAUAAUUAUUAUUAUUAUUUUAAUUAGAAAAUAAAGAUAGUUGAAUCCUGAGGUAGGGUUUAAGUCCUGGUUUAAACGAGGAGCAAUCACUAUUUCAGCAGUCACUUCUCUCUUCCCUGCAUAAAUGAGUCUGUAGUUAAGAAGCCCUGUGUAAACCUUAUCAACUAUAUCCCUGAGGAAGAUAGUGACGUGAACUCUUGGGAGCCUCACAGCAGCCAUUUGGCAAGCUUUGGGCAGGCUGCCAUCAAGCACCUUCUUCCCUGUCAUUGCUGAGAUAGCGGUGCAUUUUAAGAACUGUCCUGGAAUAAAUACAGUAUGUCUUCCCUUCC
Molecule: messenger RNA, 3031 nt
Organism: Ochotona curzoniae (black-lipped pika)
Lineage: Eukaryota; Metazoa; Chordata; Mammalia; Lagomorpha; Ochotonidae
Gene: TPX2
Product: TPX2 microtubule nucleation factor
Exons: 17
Coding region: 154-2364 (736 amino acids)
Biological process (GO): activation of protein kinase activity; regulation of mitotic spindle organization
Cellular component (GO): microtubule; spindle
Source: RefSeq, a predicted model, not a curated record